Molecule: messenger RNA, 1443 nt
Organism: Tetrahymena thermophila SB210
Lineage: Eukaryota; Ciliophora; Oligohymenophorea; Hymenostomatida; Tetrahymenidae
Product: transmembrane amino acid transporter protein
Exons: 3
Biological process (GO): amino acid transmembrane transport
Molecular function (GO): amino acid transmembrane transporter activity
Source: RefSeq, a predicted model, not a curated record
AUGGAAUUAUAGCCAGCAGAAUAACAAAACGAUAUCAUAAAGCUAGCAAAUUAAAACUCUAAUGAAGCGCAAAGUUUUAAAGCAACUAUACCAUCUGUUAUUAAGGAUGAUGAGUAAUAAAACAACUAACAAGUAGUUAAAGGAAGUACUGUUUUAGAGGCUACUGUGAAUAUGGUAAAAAGUGGACUUGGAACUGGUAUAUUGUUCUAUCCAUCAGUCUUUAAGAGCUGCGGAAUCAUUUUAAGUAUAAUUAUGAUGAUACUUUUUGGUCUUUCUUGCUAUUUCUGCUGGUUGAUUCUCAGCAAAGUUAUAUGCUUUUAAGAAAGUCUCAACAGAAAAGACCCUAACAACUAAAAUCUUACAUUAGAAAGGGCAGCAGGUAUAUUGUUCAACAAGAAAGUUAAAAUAUUUUUAGAAGUUAUUACUAUGAUAUACGCAUACGGUACAGCUAUAGGAUAUUGCAUUUUCGUUAAGGACUCUACUAAAGAUUUAGCAGGAGAACCUCUAUAUGUUAUUUUAGUCAUGUUUGCUAUUUACCUUCCACUCUCCUUAUACAAACACAUACAAAAGCUUGUAAUUUUUAAUUACUUAGGUUUAACUGCUUUAUUCAUAGCUAUUGGUACUAUUAUAGUUAAAUCCAUAAUUGCCAUGAACGAUUUUGGUAGUAAUUUUCCUUCAUAUAAAUACUUUGAAUUUUCUCAAAUUCCUCUUUAAUUUGGAGUCUUUUCAUUUGCAUAUGAUAUUAAUGGUGUUAUAACUGAAAUUCAUGCCUCCAUGGAAGAAAAAUCUAAAUUUCCAACAGUGCUCAGAAGAUAUCUCACCAUUUCUUGCACUUUGGGAAUAGUUGUAGGAGCAUUAGGGUAUCUGGCUUUUGGAGAUGAAACUAAUGAUAUUAUUUUUGUAAAUUUUGGCUCUAUGAAUGGGUAUGGUGAUGUUAUUUCUGUUUUAUAUGGUAUUGCACUUACCGCUGGUAUUCUUAUGUUUUGUUUCCCUAUAGGUUAUCACCUAGACAACUUUAUCAAAGUCUUCAUACUUAAAAAACAUACAGAAGAAACUAAUAUAAUAUAAAUGAUUUUAACUAGAACAGCAAUUUUCUUUUCUUUUGGCAUUUUAUCAAUUUAUAUAUCUGGUAUUAGUUCAAUCUUCAAUCUAUUAGGAUGUGUUUUUUGCACUGUUUUAACAUUCACAACACCUUUCCUACUUCUCAAGAGAGCUUAAAUUAAGGAGUUGAUAUUGAUCGCAUUGUCAACAAAGGAAACUUAAUCUGACAAAGAAGCUCAAAAUAUUUAUUAAAACAUACAGGAAGAAAAAUGCACUUAAAAAACUCUUCCAAGGGGUAAAACACUAGACAUAAUUUGCAUAAUAGUUUUCUUGUUUGGUCUUGUUGGUGGUAUUUCAGGAAUAGUUUCAACAAUAAUCUAAUUAUAAUAAGAGUACUCCUGA